AUGGCUUUCGCUCGCCUUGCAGCUAUCAUCUCUAUUGCCCUUGCCGCCUCACAGGCUGUAAAUGCUGCAUUGACAAAGCGUGUUACAUGCGCCACUGGCCAAGUGACUGCCAAUGCUGCCUGCUGCAAGCUCUUCCCUAUUGUCCAGAAGAUCCAAACCGACCUCUUUGACGGAGGCGAAUGUGGAGAGGAGGCCCACUCUGCUCUUCGUCUCUCGUUCCACGAUGCUAUUGGAUUUUCAAUCCACGGUGGAAAGGGUGGAGGAGCCGAUGGUUCUAUCCUGAUCUUCAACAGCACCGAACUUGCAUUCCACGCUAAUGGAGGAAUUGAUGAUAUCACUGCACGCCAGUUCCCCGUCUUCCAAGAAACCGGCCUCACUGCAGGAGACUUCGUCCACCUCGCAGCUGCUAUUGGAACUGCUAACUGCCCGGGUGCCCCAAGGCUUCAGUUCAUGUUUGGCCGCCCACCACCUCUUGCCCCCGCCCCCGAUCUCACUGUCCCAGAGCCCACUGACAGUGUUACUUCUAUUCUGGCCAGGUUCGCCGAUGCUGGAUUCUCUCCAGCUGAGGCUGUUGCCCUUCUUUCCUCCCACACCAUUGCUGCUGCAGAUGUCGUCGACCCCACCAUCCCAGGAACCCCCUUCGACUCUACUGUCGGCACUUUCGACACUCAAGUCUUCCUUGAAGUUCUCCUCAAGGGAAGACUUUUCCCAGGAAACGGAAGCCAGCCUGGUGAAGUCCUCUCUCCUCUUGCCGGUGAGAUGCGUCUCCAGAGUGACUUCGCUAUCUCCCAAGACCCUCGAACUGCCUGCCUCUGGCAGGGAAUGGUUAACAAUCAGAACCUAAUGAUGAACAGCUUCAAGGCAGCUAUGGCUAAGCUUCAAGUACUCGGACAAAGGAACUUGAUUGACUGCUCUGACGUCGUCCCCAUUCCCAAGACAUUCACCGGCCCCAUCAAAUUCCCCGCCUCCUUCUCUCGUGCAGACGUACAAGCUGCUUGUGCGGCCACCCCCUUCCCAAACAACAUCGCCACUGUUGCUGGACCAGCCCCAACAGUCGCCCCUGUUCCCGGAUCUUAA
Molecule: messenger RNA, 1077 nt
Organism: Psilocybe cubensis
Lineage: Eukaryota; Fungi; Basidiomycota; Agaricomycetes; Agaricales; Agrocybaceae
Exons: 19
Coding region: 1-1077 (358 amino acids)
Biological process (GO): cellular response to oxidative stress; hydrogen peroxide catabolic process; response to reactive oxygen species
Molecular function (GO): heme binding; peroxidase activity
Source: RefSeq, a predicted model, not a curated record